Messenger RNA from Misgurnus anguillicaudatus (oriental weatherfish), 2040 nucleotides. The record is from RefSeq and is a predicted model, not a curated record. Lineage: Eukaryota; Metazoa; Chordata; Actinopteri; Cypriniformes; Cobitidae.
AGAGGUGAGGGACGGCUAUGUAGGCCUACGCCUACAUCUUUGACUGAUCAGUUGGAUUACAUUACCAUGAUCCUCCCGAUUAGUUAAAUAAACUUUAUUUAACACCUGCCAUGCAAAUGUGAUGCCUAACAGAUAACACUGUACAGUUAGCUGUUACAUCGUGACGCAUUUGUGUGUAAAACUCAACAUUGGGAAUAUGCCAUAGAUCAGAUCAGGUGGAUGAACCAGCAAGCCAGAGCGCAACCUUCAAACUGUUGAACCCGAAAUCAAACACUCGGCUCAACGUUGUGUCAUAUAAAACUUUUUUAUGGCAUUUAUAAACUAAGGAAUAUAUAAAGCAUAAGAAAAGCAGGCAUAACUCUGAGAACGAAAGAUGGCAAAGUUCUUUCCCAAACUGAAAUCUAAUUAUCACUGUUUGAUUCUGCUCCUGAGCUGCGGUUGGAGCUGCACGAUCAUCUUGUGUUUGUACUUUAAAACCACGGAUAUGCCUUUGACCCACAAUCAUGUGUCCAAACCCGCUGCGUGCGUUCAACGCAAGUGCGCUCCGGACCGCGAACCCACGGACUGGUUCUGCGCGCGUUACGCACCGACAGUCCAACUUUUGCUCAACAGCAGAAACAGCGAGUUAAGCGCAAACGUCUCGAGUUGGUGGACGAGACUAUUUGGAAACCGUGAUGCCAACUACACAACCUUGGUGAGGAACCUGUUCCAGCUCUUGCCAGAUCAAGAACACAACUCAGAUCCACACCGCUGCAGAACCUGUGCUGUCGUCGGGAACUCAAGAAACCUUCUGGGAUCACGUUAUGGACCUUUCAUAGAUUCCAAAGACUUUGUCAUGAGGAUCAAUAGAGGUUCAACAAAAGGUUUCGAAGAGGAUGUGGGAUCAAAAACCACUCACCGGAUUUUCUACCCUGAGAGCGUCGGGAUUUUGAACAACUCCACCCAUCUGGUGUUUAUUCCUUUUAAGGUUUGGGACUUUGAGUGGCUUAUCCGUGUCUUUACCACUAAACACACGACAAAAAAAUUUGGAUAUUUUCCAUCUACAAAAAACAUCAAUAAGGACAAGUUGAUGAUAGUUCACCCAGAGUUUAUUAAAUAUGUCUACGUGAACUGGACAGAGUAUCAUGGCUAUUAUCCGUCUACUGGUUUCCUAGCGGUGAUAUUCGCUUUGCACAUCUGUGAUGAGGUUGAUGUUUUUGGAUUUGGAGCUACAAAAGAUGGAACCUGGCAUCAUUAUUUUGAUAAAACAUUGAUUCCAUAUACUAAGACAAAUCAUCCUGGAGAGUUCGAAUAUGAAACAAUCAGUCGACUUCACUCGGAAAAGAAACUUUUUAUGCACAAGGGUUGGACAUGAAGCAAGUCGCAUUUUGAGACGUUCCUGGAAGAAAAAUGUAAUUGUUGUACAAUACCAAAAUGCAAUAUUGCAGUUUUUUUUAACUUGUUUUUCUAAGUCAUGUCAACUUAUCACAAGUCAAAACAUAAUUUAGUUAGUUUGGUAGUUUAAACUUCAUGCUGUAUUUUCUUUCAGUGUGGGUUGUUUUUGUUGGUUUUGGUGGUUUGUUGGGGGUAGAUACUAUAGUAGGGCAGUUAAGCGCAAAAAUCAAUCACUUUGUGAUAAAAGCAUCAAAUUUGGUAGAAAGGCUCACAAAAGGGGUCUGAUCAGAUUUAGGAUUGUAGGCCCUAGAAAUUUGGCCCCUGGGGGCCAUGGCAGCCAUUUUGAAAAAUGUCCAAAUAUGGAUUUCGUAAUGGGAAAAUGAAUUAAAAGCUGCCAGAAACAUAAAAUGCAAUAACAUAUUUCACCAUAAUUACAUGUAAAUAUGAGCACACUUUCACAAAAAAGGUAUUUAAACUUGAAAAUAUAAGAUAUGUUUUAACAUGGGUUAAUGGAUUACCUGUAAAUUCACGUUAUAUGAUCAAAAUUAGACAUCACAAUGACAAGUGAUUAAGAGCUGAUCUUUGUCUGGUCUCUAUCAAAGCAGUUCACCAAUGGUGAUACAAAAAGGUCAACUGUUUUUAAUUCUUUCGACGCCAGCGUUUUUA